AUGAGGCCAUCUAUGAAACGUACAAUAAUCACAUCAAAAACUACAGGUCGACGAUAUUUUUUGGUUCGAUCUUCUAAAGGAGGAUCUGCUCGACGAUAUUAUGUAUGUUCAAGACCAGAUUGUGAUUCACGUUUAACUCGUGAAGCUGAUUUUUUUUGUCGAGUUCAUUCACAAGUAAAAGGCUCCGAAAAUACAGAUAUUGCUGAUACGUCAACACAAUUGGAUGAUAUUGAUGAAGACAACUUAAAUGAUAAUGGUGAAAUAGUUGAUGAAGACGAUUUAGAUGAAAAUGAUGAAUUAGUUGAUGAAGGAACACCAACACAGGCACAACGAAAUACAACUAUGGAUUCAAUUGAUGAAAAUCAUCAAAAUGGAGAUGCAAAUCAUGAUUCAACUAUUGAAGAUGAUUACCAUGAUGGCAGUAAUGAUUUCAAUACUUCACAAACACUUUCGUCUAGACAAAGAGCUAAGGCAAAUCGUGAAAUUCAUGUAGAUGAAACAACUGGUACACGUAGUUUUCGUGACAGUUCAGGUCGUCGUCGAUAUCUUUGUAUGCACGAAUCAUGUACAAAUAUGCUCAAACGCCAAGCUGAUAUUUUCUGUCGAACACACGCAACUAAUCAUACGAGUGUAAAUCAAAAUAAAAAGAAAAAAGGAAAUCAUAAACGUUACUCAGCACCACCAUUGUCUAAUGAAACACAAGAUCAUGUUCGUUCACCAUUAUCAACUACAACAAUAACUACAACAUCAACAAAUCAAAAUAGUACAAAUGGAAAUCAUUCAGAAGAAUAUGAAUCACCAGAAAAAUCGCCGGAAGUUACAAGAACAUGUCGAACAAUUCGAGAUGCAUCAGGAAAAAUACGUUUUAUUUGUGCGAUUCCAUCAUGUACUAGCCAAGUACCUCGAAAAUCACAAGCUUUGUGUAGACGACAUCUACUUGAAGCUUCAGCUAAAGAAUCGGAACAAAACAAAGAAUCAACUACUACAAAUGAUGCUAUUAACUCUAAUCAGAAAGACAACGAUGUGCAGGAGAUGGAUGUGAAUCAUAAUAAUACUGUAACUUCAUCUGGAUCAACUUCUAGUGAACAUUCAACAAAAAAACGCAAACUUGAAUCCCAAACUUCGCAAUCUAAAUCAAUUAUUCUUUCAACAAUUCCUGCUAACAAAAUUGUUGUUUCUACAACAGCUCUUCUUGAUCAUCAAUGGAUUACUGUUCUAACAUUUCUUCGUCAGUUUCCUCAAGUUCAAUUAGCAACAAAUUUAAAUGUUAAUAAUUCUACAACGCAUUUACUUAUUGAUGAUAGUGAAAAUCCUUUACAUUGUACCAUAACAAAAAAAAUUGUUCAAGCAGCUGCACGUCGUCAUAUAUUUAUAAUAUCUGUACGUUGGAUAACUGAAUGUAUACGUUUAAAUGAAAUUAUUGAUGAACAUCCAUUUGAAAUAACAAGUGAUUCUCAUACAACAUUACGUUUAUCAGUACAAGAUUUUCAACAAAAUCAUAAAUAUUUGUUUAAUAAUGCAUCAUCAGCAUUAACGUAUGGAUUUGCAAUUGAAUGUCGUCAAUGCCAAGGUUCAAUUAAUCGCAGUGAAUUAGUUGAAUUAAUUGAAUUAACCGGUGCUAAAUUAUAUGAUAAUGAAAAUUCUAUUGAUAUGUUAAUUGUUUUAUGUGAUACCAAUGAAAAAAAUAUAAAUAAAAUCAAAGAAAAAUAUCUUCAUACAAAUAUAUCAAAUAUAAAAUAUGUAAUAAGUGACUUCUUACUUAAAUCAAUUAUCAAAUUUGAAAUACAAGAUAUUGACAAAUAUUCAUUAUAA
Rotaria sp. Silwood1 is the source of this 1812-nucleotide messenger RNA. Lineage: Eukaryota; Metazoa; Rotifera; Eurotatoria; Philodinida; Philodinidae. The record is from the annotation of a GenBank genome assembly.